AUGGCUGGGAGAAACGAUGCUGCGAUUGCUGCUGCUUUGGAGGCUAUGGCUCAAGCUCUGGAACAUCAACCUAAUGCUGGUGAGAAUGCUGGGUCUCGCAGUUUGGCUACUUUCCAGAGGGAGAACCCGCCGGUCUUCAAAGGCAAGCAUGACCCUGAUGGAGCCUUAGAGUGGUUGAAAGAGAUCGAGAGGAUCUUUCGUGUAAUGGAUUGUACUCAGGCACAGAAAGUUCGCUAUGGGACACAUAUGCUAGCAGUCGAAGCUGACGACUGGUGGCUAGCAACACGUCAGAGACUAGAAGCCACAGGUGAAGAGAUCACUUGGGAUGUGUUCAGAAGGGAGUUUCUGAGAAAGUAUUAUCCGGAGAGCGUCCGUGGUAAGAAGGAAAUUGAGUUCCAUGAACUGAAACAAGGGAACAUGUCAGUGACUGACUAUGCUGCUAAGUUCACUGAAUUGGCCAAAUUUUAUCCGUACUAUGAUGGAGAGGGCGCAGAGUUUUCAAAAUGUGUUAAGUUUGAAAAUGGGCUACGCUCUGAGAUCAAGAAGGCUAUAGGGUAUCAACAAAUCCGCGUUUUUCCUAACUUGGUAGACAGCUGCAGAAUCUUUGAGGAAGAUAAUGCUGCUCACUAUAAGAUUGUCAGUGAUAGAAGAGGCAGGCAGAAUCAGCAACGUGGCAAGCCUUAUGACACUCCAGCUGGCAAGGGCAAACGAAGAGCUGCUCCGGGCCAGAGAACAAGUGGGGGAGGUGCUCCUGCUCCGAUUGUGUGUUUUAAGUGUGGGAAGGCUGGUCAUAAGAGUACUUACUGCACUGAUGACGUUAAGAAGUGUUUCCGUUGUGGCAAGACUGGUCAUAUGAUGUCUGAAUGUAGACAUAAAGAAGUGGUUUGUUUUAAUUGCGGUGAAGAAGGACACAUUGGAAGUCAAUGUCAGAAACCCAAGAAGGCACAAGCUGGUGGUAAGGUGUUCGCAUUGGCUGGUACUCAGAUAAGCACUGAGGACAGACUCAUUAGAGGUACUUGCUUCAUCAAUAGUAUGCCUUUAAUUACUAUCAUCGAUACUGGUGCUACUCAUUGUUUUAUUGCUGCUGAAUGUGUUGAAAGGUUGGGUCUUGUACUAUCUUCGAUGAAUGGCGAGAUGGUAGUUGAGGUUCUAGCUAAAGGAUCUGUGACUACAUCUCUUGUUUGCUUGAAAUGUCCGUUGUCUAUCUUCGACAGGGACUUUGCUGUUGAUUUAGUAUGUUUACCGUUAGCCGGGCUAGACGUAAUUUUGGGAAUGAACUAG
Molecule: messenger RNA, 1281 nt
Organism: Vicia villosa (hairy vetch)
Lineage: Eukaryota; Viridiplantae; Streptophyta; Magnoliopsida; Fabales; Fabaceae
Exons: 1
Coding region: 1-1281 (426 amino acids)
Molecular function (GO): zinc ion binding; nucleic acid binding
Source: RefSeq, a predicted model, not a curated record